This is a messenger RNA of Anopheles bellator, 5893 nucleotides long. RefSeq names its product non-canonical poly(A) RNA polymerase protein Trf4-1-like. The record is from RefSeq and is a predicted model, not a curated record. NCBI's taxonomy places the organism in Eukaryota, Metazoa, Arthropoda, Insecta, Diptera, Culicidae. Gene Ontology annotation, molecular function: mRNA binding; poly(A) RNA polymerase activity. The transcript has 6 exons. Gene Ontology annotation, cellular component: TRAMP complex; nucleolus. Bases 1 to 2988 code for a protein of 995 amino acids. Gene Ontology annotation, biological process: RNA 3'-end processing.
AUGGAUCCAGCAGUGGCAUGGUAUCAGGAUGAACAGGAUGGUCCUUCAAAAGCAGUGUGGAUGCGAAUCUGGGAAACGAACUCUGACAUUUGUGGUCCGUUAUAUCCUAACUACGGUCCUGGCUCGAACGGCCAAGACAAUUUAAAGGCCUCUCGUGGAACAGGUCCUGUUGAACAUCAGCAAUUGCCUGGCCACCACUGCGAUGGUGGGAUCAAUGCUAGCAAUGGCAAUAAUGUCAACAACCAUGUACUGGAAGGAUUCGGAAAACCCGAUCCAUCGAACGGGGUGAACAAUGUGACCGGCAAUGGGACCAUCAUUCACACCACUAGCAACAGUGUUAAUAUCAACUGCAAUAAUAGUAUUGGCAACAACACUGGAAGCAACAACUCAAGUCACAACAUCAACUGCGGUGUCACGAACGGUGGAGAGCUGCAAUCGACGGUUGGUGGAAAUGGAGGCAAUGGUUGCAGCGGAAAUGUUGGUUCCACGGCGAAAGGCGGAGGUCUAGUCAGUAGCGAGAAGAACUACAACCCAGUGCGUAAGAAACUGGGUAGCAUGACAGAUAACAAGGCUAGCACUUUUAACAUGAACAAGCAACAGCAACGACUGAUUGGUGUGCACGGCGGUUGUCCGUGGCGUCCCCCAAACUGCAAGUACAACCGAGGAAUUCUUGGGUUACAUCAAGAGAUAGAACAGUUCUACGCCCACAUGGUUCCGACGCCAACGGAGCAUGCGUUACGGGUGAUGGUAGUUAAUCGGAUAGAAAAAAUUGUGUUGAGUCUGUGGCCCUCGGCUAGAGUCGAAAUGUUUGGUUCUUUUCGCACCGGACUCUAUUUACCAACAAGCGACAUAGAUUUGGUUGUGAUUGGACAGUGGGAGAAACUGCCACUUAGAACUCUUGAAACGGAGCUGAUCAGUCGCUACAUUGCAGAACCAAAUUCCGUCCGUGUGCUUGACAAAGCUUCCGUGCCGAUCGUUAAGCUGACGGACAGAGAAUCGCAGGUGAAGGUGGAUAUUUCAUUUAACAUGGAAUCAGGCGUUCAGUCUGCCAAGCUGAUUAAGGGCUACAAACGUGGCUACCCUGUACUGGAAAAGUUGGUGCUGGUGCUCAAGCAGUUUCUACUGCAACGUGAUCUAAACGAGGUGUUUACUGGAGGCAUAUCGUCUUAUUCGCUGAUACUGAUGUGCAUCAGCUUCCUACAGCAGCAUCAUCGAAAGCCGAAUGCCUCUUCAAACCUUGGUGUGCUGCUGAUAGAGUUCUUUGAGUUGUAUGGGCGGAAAUUUAAUUACAUGAAAAUCGGAAUUAGUGUGAAAACUGGUCGGUAUAUACCAAAGGAAGAAUUGCAGCGUGAAAUGAUUGAUGGUCAUCGGCCCAGCUUGUUGUGCAUAGAGGAUCCACUUACUCCCGGUAACGAUAUUGGUCGAUCCUCGUACGGAGCUCUGCACGUGAAACAAGCCUUCGAGUAUGCGUACAUAGUACUAAUGCAAGCCGUUUUGCCGCUGGACAAGAAUUUGACAGACUGCAACCGGCAAAGCAUACUUGGCCGGAUAAUACGCGUUACAGACGAAGUUAUCGAGUAUCGUAAGUGGAUCAAGGACACAUUUGAGGCAAGACUGACUCGGCGUACUGCACUACUGCAAACGGGAACAGUGACGUUGCAAAGUGACCAAUACUAUUUGUCACUACAGCCACAGGGACUCUCUUUAACUCAGCACCAACAGCAACAGCAACCGGUUUUGCACCACCAUCAGCAGCAAUCUGCACAGCAACCACCGCCAUAUGAGAGGAUUGUGAAUCGACGACGGCCCAGCUCGUCCAGCGUUGAAAUGUCGGAGGAAAGUAUGGACAGCGAUGGGGGCGGAGACUUUAGUUGUGUAGCCCGCGAUGUGUCACCGACCGGCGUCAACCGCUCGCCAAUCGAAGUGCACGAAUUACAGCCAAUUGUCGGUACAGCAGGCCCGCAAACGGUUGUAAUGCACAUACCCUCACUUCCGCGCGAUCUGUUGAUAGAAGAAAAUAACAUGAUUAACAUGGCUUACCAGCAGCAACAGCAACUGGCCGACACAAGUGUCGGUGAUGGCCCACUAAUCAACUACAACACCAACAUAAACACUCGUCGUAUUAUACCGUCGUCUAAUCAGCAGCAGCACCAACAGCAUCUCCAGCAUCAUCAGCAUCACCACCAACAAAUUGUGAGUGGAAAGAAUUUGUACAAUCGUGGCAGCUCGGAACGUUCGAUUAUUGCAAAUUCUGUCCAUGCUGCGAGUGGGAAUUGUAGCAGUAGUGCACCCAAUGGUACUAAUGCUGCCGGGGGUGCCAACAACAGUAAUGGUCCUAGUAUACAACAGCAGCCAAUUAACCAAAGCAAUGGUUUAGUUCGUCACAACAGCAAACAUAGACGUUCAACAGUUAACGUCCUAGGAAGUUACCAACCGACUGUCUCCAUUCUCAGUACUGUGAAUAACAAUAACAACAGCAACUCCAGUAAUAAUAACAACAAUCUAGUCGCCGGUAUGGUUGUAAAUGAUGAAAAUAUGCUUCAGUAUGAUCCGAGCUCUAAGGCACAUCCAGCAGGUUCGAUUCCAUCUCUUCUAUCAGGUGUUCCUGGUGCUGCGGCAAGCAGUACUGGUAGUUGCCUUAGUGCACCCAAUUCGGUAAAACACUACAGCAAUAUAAGCAGCAGCAACAACAGCAGCAAUAACUGUAACAGUAAUGCAAUCAUCAGCAUUAGUAGUAUCAGCAACAGCAGUACCAGCAGCAAUAGCAGCAGUAGCAGUAGUAGUAAUAGCACCGGAAACGGAAACAGUAAAAAGCACAGUUCAAACUCUUCCAAACGCAAAAAGACCACCUCUCCGGGGGAAAAGAAAGUAGCUGGUGGCUCUUUGCUCGGUGGGCAAGGAACAGCGGCAAUUAGCUACGGCAUGGUAUUGGGGGCUAGUGGAUCCUCCGCUAGCGGAAAUACGGUUGCCGGGCUGGACAGUCGAUGAUAGCCACCAGUGGUGGGAGGGUUCCUCGCAAGGGUUCACUACUAUCACUAUUAAAACAACAAAACCAUACAAAUGGACAACUGAAAACAUGCAAAGAUGCCGUGACGGAAGCAUCAAAUGAAUUUGCCAACUGUAGUUACGAUCACAACAGAGUAAGGGAGAUAGCGGAAGUGGAUAAACAGUGUGUAAUGUCAGGUUACGAAACGAGCUAUAAUCGAGCGUCACAAACACAAAGCGUGAACACAUAAAAGACGCUUGAAGGUAUGUUCAAUAUUGGCAAGGGUUGCAUAAGUCGUGCAUUACACCUCUAAACCAUUAGUUCUACAGUCGAUAUACAUUACCUUACUGAUUAAGAUUGCAUUGUUUUCUACGAUUAUGAAUAUCAUGCCGGGUGAUACCGAUUUCUUUGUAAGAGCUAAUGCUAGUGGCAGUGCUAACACAGCCGGUUUUCCUUUUUAUUCGUGUUUAUUUUGUCGAGUUCUGCGUCGCCUCUUUAUGGACCAAGUAACGAUAGCUCUAUAUUGUUCAACAUGACGGAGCAUAUAGCUCUACGAAUUUGUCGAACCUUCUAGAAAUCACGAAGGAAUGUACCGUUUUCCGUGUAAGCACAAAGUGUUUCCAAUGGUCAAGGUUUGCUUUGGAACCUAGGCAACCGUAACAUCCAAACCUCAUUACUUCAAUGUCGGAAACAUGUUCGGAACUCAACCGUAUAAUAAUUUUGCUUCACUUUGAUUUAUGAUAUUGGUGCAGUCAUCAUCAGCUUUUAACUGAUUGGAAUAUAUCCAUUGAUGUGAGUGAUUUUUUGAGUGAUUUUGGCUUUUUCGAAACUGAUACCGCCGAGGAAUUAAUGGCUAUUUUAGUUGAACAAAAAUGAGUUAUUGAUCUACAUUGUAGCUAAAUAUGAGGUAUGCCUUAGGAAUACAGAAGGUUUAGCGGAUUGCAUCCAUCCAGUGAAUGAAUCAGUAUGCUGAUACAAAGAUCGCAAUGAUGUUAGUUUGGACUUUUUCUCAGUGCUCGACACCAGUGAAACAAAACUAUACUGAAUAAUAUACGUAAAUACUACGGCAAAACCAACGGAUGAUAUCUGAACUCCUGAAAAUUAGGGUAAUUAUUUAUAGUGUAAUGUUAUUUAAAUCGAAAAGAAAAAAAACAUAAAAUGAACAAAAGUUAUUUCAAGUACGGUGCAUAGUGUCAUCGUGCUCCGGAAGAUAAAUCGUUAAACAGAUGGGCAGCUUCUUUGCCACGAGAGGGUAAAAUGGUCGCCGUGAUAUGUAUCAAAUCUAUUUUAUUUAUCUGCUGCAACAUCCCCUUUUAUGAUCUUGUUGCGAUACGUGGAACAUUUUCUGAGGACAAGAUGGUGUAAACGCAUACUUUUUCAGAACGCCGCUAUGUAUGUGGUUGUAAAUACAAUAUAAAGUUUCGAAACAGUUUCUUGUAGGCUUUUCGCUAUAGUUGUAAUGUUAGUAAUGAUUGCAUGAUGAUUAUGAUCACCACCUGCUACUAUCGCAAAAAUACGACGAAUACUACUAUUAGUGCUACUACGAACUACUGCUGCUCUAACUUUUAUCACAAGAACAACUAUUGGAACUAUGGCAAAUAACACUAUUGAUAUUUUAACUAAUGCCAGCACUAUUGUAUCAGUUACAGUUGUUAUUGUCUCGAGAAUAAUAUCGUUAAUAUAGUUUCUCUCGGUUGAUAAAUAGCGCCCACUUAAACACAUGCACACGCCGCAAACAAACACAGUGUUUCUUCAUUUUCGCUGCUCAUUGUUUGUGCUUCCCACUUCGUUUUGUGUAUGAGUCAGACGGUUUAGAUGAAGGAGAGCAAAGAAAACAAUAAAAGUAAUGUAAUUUCGUUGAAACCAUCAAUGUGUAAUGAUAACACUCAAUCCAGUAAACGAAAUGAAUCAAUUACCCGAAUGAACGCAUCCAACCAAUAGGCGACAGACAGCGCAGCAACUCGUAAAUCAACAGAAUUGCACUUCAGCUACUAGAAGCUUAUAGUCUUGGGCUUGAUGAUGAAACAGUGACAGGAUGAUUUCGUUUUCUCUCUGGAUACAAACGAUCAGCAGUGGAUAUUGUAAACUAAAAAAAGUUUUUGUAACUCUUUUUGUUACUUGUAAAAGAUCGCAAAUCGAGUUAAGAUCAUACUGCCAAUGAUGAUAAUCUUCACAAUGCAUUUAUCAGCCACAGUUUUUGAAUCCAGAACUGAUAAUUUGACAAAACUAAACUGGUUGUGAAUGACUAUAAGAGUUAGUUCAAACCGUUUUAGAAUGCAUGCAGAAGUGACUAUUGAGAAGCAAUUGUGCAAUAUUUCCAAUGCGUUGCAAUUUCUUAUUCAGUAUAAAGGCGUUUAUAAUUUUUUUACCAAUAAUCAUCUUUCUUCUAACAAACGUAAAAAUGAUAGUGGAAGAACGUUUUCGAAUUCGAACUCAUAUUCUUUAUUUAUAAAGUUUCGAAUAAAUAAGCAAAAGAAUUGAAUGUAAAAAACAAGAGAUACAUUUCGGGAUUAUUGGCAUUACGUGAUGAACCAUCAGUGAGGAGCUGGCUCAUGCUUUUCUUGCUUGAUACUUUUAUAAUAUUGCAUUUUUUUCUAAACGAAAACGUUCGAUGCACCAGAAAAAUAAUCAUUUCUUUGUUACCGCUUGUUCAAUAGUAAUGAGCGAGAAAUGUAUUUCAUCAUUAAACCUAAGACUUGGCCAAAAGAUAAUCAAAAUAAUGGUACUAGGAUGAUCCGAUGGGUAAACAAGGUAAAAGAGAGCGCAGUGAAAGGGAUGAACAAAUAACAUAAACCAGUCAUUUUGAGUACAAAGAAGCACCUGUAUAAUUUAUGUGUAAAAUAAUACCUAGGAGAUAAGAUGUAAAUAACGUCAGGAACCAGAAACUAACGAAAAUGAAAUAAAAAA